Molecule: messenger RNA, 747 nt
Organism: Oikopleura dioica
Lineage: Eukaryota; Metazoa; Chordata; Appendicularia; Copelata; Oikopleuridae
Source: the annotation of a GenBank genome assembly
AUGGCGAAAGGAGAAAUGGAAGAACCGCUGAUUGAUUACAAAGAGAAUCCCCAGAAGAAUAGAAGUUCUAUCGAGGAUGAUUUCAAUUAUGGCAACAAUGUUCUUUCCUCCUCCGCCGAGAUCCAAAAGGGCUUCCUUCGUAAAGUCUAUGGAAUCCUCACCGUUCAGAUUCUGAUGACUAUCGGAGUCUCUGCGAUCUGCAUGGCCUUUGAUCCUGUCAAACUGUUCUUACAAGCAAAUCCGGCAAUUCCCGGCAUCUCCGGUCUUGCCUGUUUUGGCCUGCUCAUUGCUCUCAUGGUUCAUCGACGAAACUUUCCCACGAAUUUCAUUCUCCUCGGCGCCUUUACAUUCCUCGAAGCCAUCUCCAUCGCCACCGUGGUGACUUACUACCAAGCUACCGUUGUAAUCCGCGCUUGUCUCAUUACACUUUCCGUCUUUUGCCUCCUCACCAGUUUCACCCUCCAGAGCAAGAAAGAUUACUCUUCAUGGGGCGCUGCUCUCUUCUCCUUCCUCUGGAUUCUUAUGGGAGUCAGCCUCAUGCACAUUUUCUUCCCGACGGAGAUUCUCGAUUCAGUCAUUUCUUUUGGAGGCGCUGCUCUUUUCUCCCUGUUCAUCAUCUACGACACUCACCUGCUCAUGCGAAGACUUUCCGCCGAAGAGUAUAUCUUUGCCGCCAUCAAUCUCUAUCUCGACAUUCUCAACCUUUUCCUUCAUAUUCUCCGCAUUCUCGGAAACGAUCGCAAAUAA